Molecule: messenger RNA, 1265 nt
Organism: Sorex fumeus (smoky shrew)
Lineage: Eukaryota; Metazoa; Chordata; Mammalia; Eulipotyphla; Soricidae
Product: protein SET-like
Exons: 2
Coding region: 1-1158 (385 amino acids)
Biological process (GO): nucleosome assembly
Cellular component (GO): nucleus; chromatin
Molecular function (GO): histone binding; chromatin binding
Source: RefSeq, a predicted model, not a curated record
AUGGUGGUAACAUCCUGCGAGAGCGCUCGCCUCUUCUCCUCAUCAUUUGACCCCAUCCUCCCAUUUCCAGUUGACCUGAAUGAAUUGGUAGGACCUGGAGCCUCAGUGCACGUCCACAAAGGCCGCAGCGGCCGCGCGCGCCAGCCGCCGGGGAGCGAGCGAGCGAGCGAGCGAGCCCGGGAGGAGGCGGCCGGAGCGAGCGAGGAGCCGCGCGUGUGGCGAGAGGGGAAGCCGCCGCCGCCGCCGCCGCCCCCCCACCCCCCCCCCGCCGCCCGUCGCCUGCCCUUCGCGCCUCCCCGCCCGCCCCCCCGCGGGAGCAGCACCGUGUCGGCGCCGGCGGCCAAAGUCAGUAAACAGGAGCUCAACUCCAACCACGACGGGGCCGACGAGACCUCAGAAAAAGAGCAGCAGGAAGCGAUUGAACAUAUUGAUGAAGUACAAAAUGAAAUAGACAGACUUAAUGAGCAAGCCAGUGAGGAGAUUUUGAAAGUAGAACAGAAGUAUAACAAACUCCGCCAACCAUUUUUUCAGAAGAGGUCGGAAUUGAUCGCCCAAAUCCCCAACUUUUGGGUAACAACAUUUGUCAACCAUCCACAAGUGUCUGCGCUGCUUGGGGAGGAGGAUGAAGAGGCGCUGCAUUAUUUGACAAGAGUUGAAGUGACAGAAUUUGAAGAUAUUAAAUCAGGUUACAGAAUAGAUUUUUAUUUUGAUGAAAACCCUUACUUUGAAAAUAAAGUUCUCUCCAAAGAAUUUCAUCUGAAUGAGAGUGGUGAUCCAUCUUCAAAGGCCACUGAAAUCAAAUGGAAAUCUGGAAAGGAUUUGACGAAACGCUCAAGUCAAACACAGAAUAAAGCCAGCAGGAAGAGACAGCAUGAGGAACCCGAGAGCUUCUUCACUUGGUUCACUGACCAUUCGGAUGCUGGUGCAGAUGAGCUCGGCGAGGUCAUCAACGACGACAUUUGGCCAAACCCAUUGCAGUACUACUUGGUUCCUGACAUGGAUGAUGAAGAAGGGGAAGGAGAAGAAGAUGACGACGAUGAUGAAGAGGAAGAAGGAUUGGAAGAUAUUGAUGAAGAAGGGGAUGAAGAUGAAGGUGAAGAAGAUGAAGAUGACGACGAGGGAGAGGAAGGAGAGGAGGAUGAAGGAGAAGAUGACUAACGGAACACUGACGGAUUCCAAUCUUUUUUAAUUUUCUCCAAUCCCUGGGAGCAAGAUGCAGUCUUUUUUCUUUUCUCUCCCCCUCCCCUAGCCCUGCCCCGCCCCUC